AUGACAAUUUUACAAGGAAGCAAUGAGUCAGACACUUUGGAUUUGAGCAAUCCUAAAGUUCUUCUUUGUGUAAGGGAAACAUUUGUGCUCUUCCUAGAGCUAGGGUAUGCUCGGUUCUCCUGCUAUGGACAUGGAGAAUUUGCCCAUGAAUGUAAGCUCACUUCUGCUAUGGACGUGAAGAGCAAGCCUGUGAGUCUUUCAGUAGUUAAUAGCCUUGAAGUUGGCAUCCGUCUAACUCCAACCCUGGACCCUUCUUCGCAAAAGACGACCCCGCUCCGGGUACCUCGGACCUCAGGGUUCAGGAGGGCUGACUUAGGAUUCGGCCGAAGUUGCUAUGGAGCCUUCCGAUCACCGUGUUCAUCUCCCAGUUUGGAAGAGGAUGAUGAGAUUAGUGAGGAAACUUUGAACUCUGACAUUCAGAAACUGAAGGAGAAAAAGGAGAUGCUGGACAAGGAGAUUUCCCAGUUAGUAAAAGAAGGCUACCGUGUGGGUGAGCUAGAGGGCCACAUCUCUCUUCUCCAUGAGUACAAUGACAUCAAGGAUGUGGCACAGAUGCUGCUGGGAAAGCUGGCUCUGACCCGAGGUGUCACCAUCAAGGAGUUAUAUCCAGAUUUUGGUCUAGACCUGAGUGACUGAGCAGAGUCUUGGAGACAAUGGGACAAGUGGAUGGAGAACAUGAAAAGC
Phodopus roborovskii (desert hamster) is the source of this 684-nucleotide messenger RNA. RefSeq names its product DNA repair protein SWI5 homolog. The record is from RefSeq and is a predicted model, not a curated record. Gene Ontology annotation, cellular component: Swi5-Sfr1 complex; Swi5-Swi2 complex. The coding region runs from base 1 to 636 and encodes 211 amino acids. The transcript is spliced from 3 exons. Gene Ontology annotation, biological process: double-strand break repair via homologous recombination. NCBI's taxonomy places the organism in Eukaryota, Metazoa, Chordata, Mammalia, Rodentia, Cricetidae.